Molecule: messenger RNA, 1738 nt
Organism: Podarcis raffonei (Aeolian wall lizard)
Lineage: Eukaryota; Metazoa; Chordata; Lepidosauria; Squamata; Lacertidae
Product: class A basic helix-loop-helix protein 15-like
Exons: 1
Coding region: 101-676 (191 amino acids)
Molecular function (GO): protein dimerization activity
Source: RefSeq, a predicted model, not a curated record
CUUGCUCAUUCGCACGUGCUCUCCCCGGAGGAAAAAAAGGAAGUAGGAGGGUGUGCUUGCAAAUCUAGAGAGGCAUCCAGAUCUCCCAAUCGGAGCUAAAAUGAAAGAGCUCCGCUCCCAACAGCAGCCCCUAGGGUGGGCCGGUUUUGAAACCGCCAGUCCGUUGAGACUCCCUGCCUCUUGGCACAAAGAGGGGAGGGAAGGAGUAAGGGCGCCGGCUCAGCAGCAAGCGAACUCUUCGCAGCCGGCACUUGCUGUCUGGACUGUACCCGAUCAGCAGCUCCUCGAUAGAUCCGGCUGCCGCGAUCACGUCAGGGCAACGUUGAGCGCCGCCCGCCGCCUGGACUGGGCGCCCGCGGCGGCGCACAAGAAAGCGCUAGGCGCUUGGAGACGCCUUGGCGAGCCUCCCGGCGGGGCGUGGAUCCGGCAGCGGCGGCGCUUGGCCGCCAACGCCCGCGAAAGGAGGCGCAUGCUGGUGCUCAACGUGGCCUUCGACCGUCUGCGGAGCGUCGUGCCCGCGCUGCGAGGCGAGCGGAAGCUCUCCAAGGCGGAGACCUUGCAGAUGGCCAAGAUCUACAUCUCCAUGCUGAGCGAGCUGGUGCAGGAGGUCGGCGCCGGCGCGCCGGGGAGAGAAGCGGCAAGCCAGGCUCCUACGACGCCACCCGGAAGCGACUGAAGCCGAUCGCCUCCCGCUGCCUUCCCAGGAUCACCAAACUGAUCCUGCUCCUGCGGAGCAGAUCCCUGCCCCAGAACCCCUUGCAAAAACUGCCCUCGUAGGGAGAGGUGCUUAUGCCUAGACAAGCGCGCGGGACUUAGGCUGCAGCCUUCUCCGCCCCGUCAAAAAUCCCUGAUCUGCAUCAGUGUGCAAACAUAGAGGGUUGUUUUUGUUUUUUGGAAGGGGGGGGGCAAAAAAAAUGAAAGUUUGACUUGAAAAGGAGGGGCUUGCUUUCUGGAUAGACAAGACACGCUCGUUCGGGGAGCGAGUCCUCUCUCUUCCGUGUUUAUAUUAUGUGCAUGGGCGGCGUUGUACAAGUAGGAUUAAGCUUGGGGUAGUAAAAGCACUAGGGAGGGAGCCCCACUGGACAGUGGAUCGUAGUGCGUUAGGAUUGCGCUGCUAAAGUGCGAUUCUAUCAACCCGUUAGGUUUGCAGUUCAGUCCUGACCCUGGUUUGCUGGAAGGGAUCCCACUGACUUCACCAGGACUUCCUUCCGAGUAGACACUGUUAGGCUUCCGUUGGUACUUAAGGGUGAGCCCCAUUUAAUUAAAUUGGACUUCUCAAUAGAUAUGUACAGGCACGCUUGCACCUGGGCAUUAGAAGCAUUGUUUUAAGAACACCCAGGGAGCAUCUUCCUUACCUUAGCCUGUAAAGCAAGAUGGCAGUGAAGUCACUGGGUGGGUCUCAGCCUUAAGCCAGUGACAAAAUGUUCACUUUGUUUGCAAUGUAAUUAAAGGUUUGUAAUGACGGCAAGCUGCUGGUGCAUGUUUGCUUCAGGGGAUAAGGCAGAAGCUGUAGAAACCCUGUAUAUUUUACUAAGAGCCUUAAAGCAGCAUGAGUUAAGUAGACAGUAACAGUAGGAUCCUGCACGUGUCCACUCAGAAGUCCCCUUGAAUUCAAUAGGGUUUACUCCCAGGUAUGUGUGCAUAGGAUUGCAGCCUUUCUUAACCAUCCAUGAAGUUGCAAAGACAUCUGUCUCCUCCUAUCACUUACACAGUGGUGUCCAAGAUUUGAUGAAGUGAA